Xyrichtys novacula (pearly razorfish) is the source of this 6830-nucleotide messenger RNA. Lineage: Eukaryota; Metazoa; Chordata; Actinopteri; Labriformes; Labridae. The record is from the annotation of a GenBank genome assembly.
AUGCUGGACAGUGUCCCAGAAAAAAGGUUUCCAGUAUUUCAAGCUCACGGGUAAGUCUCUGUUUUUCCCUCCCCUUUCCCUCUUUCUUUUUCGUGUCUGCUAAAUUUAGUUUGACUCCCUCUCUCUGCAGCCAUUGCUCCAAACCUAAGUUUAGAUCUAAGAAAGACUGCAAGGCCUCUACCGUUACAAUAACUGACCAUUGAUUGUGUGAAAUGUGAGCAUUACCUAAAAGCCACUGGAGUAAAGGUUAAGUCAAGGUCCAUCAAAAUCCAUUAGCAUCCCACAGAGAUAAGGAAAAGCUUCCAGUUCUUUAUGAUUUGUUUCCUUUAACAACUCUGUUCUCUUUUCAGGUACUUUUGCCAACUUUUAGAUGGCCUUGAAUAUUUGCACAGCCAGGGAAUAGUUCACAAAGACAUUAAACCAGGGAAUCUGCUGCUGACCACAGACGGGGCGCUUAAAAUCUCGGACCUGGGAGUAGCAGAGGUGAGCAUGAGUUUCAGCACCUUGGGUGGUUUGAAAUGAGAUUUUUAACAUCGCCAUUCAUUAUUUUUGUUUUUUAUUCUAAUAAUAUUCACUUAGUUUAAAAUAGAAGUCUACUUGUGUGUUUCUCUGAGUUAAAAAAUGGAUUGUCAAUCUCCUUAAAAGUGCAAAAUAAUUACCAAACAGAAACAUCCAGCUCUGUCCCUCGUUGCUGGAGACUUUUUUUUGUCUAGUUUAGAACUUUUAAGGUCCAAGAUGUACAGCCUUACUUCAUAGUUUUCCAUUUCAAAUAGAGUAACACAACUUGGCCAUAGUUAAGGAAGCUUCUGGGAUGCUGGACGGCUAAUGGAGACAGUGGUUGGACCCUCUGAAGUUUGUAUUAAUUGAUGGGUUUCAAAAGCUAUAAGACCCCAUGAAUAGUAUUUAUUUGAAUGAAUCAGAUAUUUAUCUAGUAAAUGAUAUAUACAGCAAAUCACACAAUGUCACACAUUUUACAGUUGAUGCCAUUUUUAUCAUCAAAUUCUGAGACUUUGCUUGUGUUUUCUGCAAUGCGUCAUACAACGCAAGGAGGGUAAGCCCCGGGAGGUCAUGGCUGAAAAGGCUGGCUGUUUGCAGAGCUGUAUUGAAGCAUAUUAAUGGAAAGUUGACUGGAAAGUGUGGUUGGAUAAGGUGCACAAGCAACAGGGCUGACUGCAGCUUGGAAAACCAAUUUCAUGCAGAGUUCUUCAAGUGGAAAUAGCCUCCACUUUUACAUUCCCAAUAUUAAGUCCCUCCUGGACCAGAGACACUGUCAUUUUUUAUUCAGGCAGGUCCAAGGUGUCUGAUGUGCUGUGUAAAAUGUUUGCUGUUUUUGAUCAUUUGGGGCACCAUGUCAUCUGCUGCUGUCGGUCCACAGAGAUUUAUUAAGUCCAGAGUCACUGCAGCCUAACAGGAGAUUUCUCUGCUGAGGCGCUUUAUGGAGAUGCUGAUUUCCCUUUCCAGCAGGACGAGAGCCUGCUUCUUGGAAUUCAAACUGUUGUUAAUAAGUUGAAUCACUAUCUCGAUUUCAUGCUGUUUUCAGGCCCUUCACCCAUUUGCAGAGGACGACACAUGUCGCACCAGUCAGGGCUCUCCGGCUUUCCAGCCUCCAGAGAUCGCCAACGGACUGGACACCUUUUCAGGGUUUAAAGUGGACAUUUGGUCUGCUGGAGUAACACUGUGAGUAGACAGAGACGGUUUUCAAACUGCACAGCAUUUUAAAAGACUCAACGUCAGCUUAAGUGGCAUUUGUUCCUCCCGACACAAUCAAAUAUCAAGAGACUGCUACAGAAAAACAUUCAUUUUUACUGUCCCUCUUAUCAGAAGCUGAAUUUUUUCCUGGAGUUAGACAGUCCGGCUGAUUAUCAGUCAUCUGUUUUCUAUAUUUGUCACACAUUUAUGUUCCUAUUUAACCAUUUCACAAGUAGUGCGUCACUGUGACUCAAGGAGCAGCAUAUAAAAAAUAAAAUAAAUAAAAAUAAAAAAUAAAUUAUACAGCUAGAUAUGACCAGAGCUGUGGUUAUAAAAUGCCAAAAUAAACUCCUGCUGAAUUCUAGCGGCCUGUGGAUUACAGCAUAAAUCAGAUAAUCGCAGCAUAAUGCCAGACUGUGUGACUCCAGUGUGUCAGCAGCUCUGACACUCUGCCCUGGUGUGGACUGUCAGUGAAGUCACUGAAAGCACUUGGGUGCAGCUGAUGAUGCAACCUCCGCUAACGUCAUCCACCCUGUCUGAGUCUACCCGUGAUGAUGAUGUCAGCAGCUGUUCUGAGCAUGAGCCAGUAAAAGGGGGAGUUUAUAACAUGACAUUCAUGCAGGAGGAUCCACAGGUCACACAUGACAAAUAGAAAUAGUCAAAGCUCAUCCAUCUUGACUGAUAAAACUCUGUGUCUAUGAGCUUUUUGAACUUUAUACUUGGUUCGUGAUACACUAACAGAAUUUAUCAACUCUGCUUCACUCCAUACAGAUACAAUAUUACAACUAGUCUGUAUCCAUUUGAGGGGGACAACAUCUAUAAGCUAUUCGAGAACAUUGGAAAAGGCGACUACACUAUCCCCGAGGAGUGUGGACCCCUCCUGUCGGACCUGCUGCGAGGUGAGUGCGCCUCAACAGACUACAUCAUGCAUCACUUUGAAGAAGUGGACAGGUUUGCCCCAAUUUCAGCUUUGAUAUUGUGUUGCAUCACAAAUAAGGGGGGACUUUUUUGUCAGGUUUAUAACAGCAUUAAUACAUUAAAAAAAACCCUGUCCAGUAAUGCUGUGGUGUUUUCCGUGAUGUCCAGUAGGUGGUGCUGUAACAUUUUAAAGCCACUAUUACUCCUCAGCACAGGAGGCUCCCCCCGAACUGAAGAAAUCCCUUCAGCUGUUGACGUAGUUUCCAUUGAUCUUGAGUCACUGGCUGAAUACUAAAGACCUCAGUCAGGCAUUGCUGUCCACAGAGAGAAAUACUGCACUGCUCCUGCCGCUGAGUCUUUUACUGUGAAAUGAAGAACAAACUGAAUAUCGAUAAAAUCCAAACAAAAGGUUGAAAAUAUCACUCCAGUAAAGCAAAUCAUCCAUCCAUCCAUCCAUCCCGUCUUUAUUUGUGUCAUAGAGAGGUGUUUUGAAUAGUACCUCCUUCUCUGUAAAGUGAGAGCAGAACCGUGACUAAGGUGGAAAAAAAAAAACACACAUUCUGGUGCUGUGAUAACUCACCAGCCCCCCCAUCCCCCAUUUUGUGUAAGCGUGUGACGUCUCUGUGUGAUGACGCAGCACCUAAGAGAUAGUCAGUCCAUAAUUACAUGGUCUAAAAUAAGCCCAGCACCACAAAAGGUGUCCUUCAGCAGGCACAGCACUACUAUCAGCACUCUGCAUGCUGCCCCUCUCUGCCUGCUGGGAGACAAUUACAUUACUAGGUCUGGAUAGGCACUGCAUCACUGCCACCUUAUCACUCUGACACUCUGCUUUUCCCACAGAAUCAAGCCACAUUAUGAUAAUUAAGGAACAAAAUCUUCUUUACACUGGUACAGCUGUUAGGCUGCUCAUAUUGAUGUUUUUUUACUGUACCUCAUUGACUCCGAGCUUUGCAAGACGCCUCAAGGCACAGUGAUAAAUGAGAUAACUCGCGUUAAUUUAUCUCCCCCGGGUGAGUUUAUCAUCUGUGUGCAGUUACCUCGACUCGCAGCCUCUGCAGCCUCCCACAAGUUUCUGCUCUACACUCGACAGAGAGAUCUGAGCGCUGAAAAUGUGCAGGAUUGUUUUGAUUCAGCUGACCUUUUGUGACGUUUGUUUGUCAGGAAUGCUUGAGUACGACCCCGCCAAGAGGUUUUCCAUACAGAACAUAAGGCAACACAAGUGAGUGUUUUUGUAAGAAGUCAGCUCAAAAGAUUCACAUUUAAAAUAGUUAUUUUAAAGAAGUAUCAGGCUGAUUUGUUUCCAACAUCCUAAUUUUUAUCCCACCUGUUCCUACCAGCUGGGUGCGCAAGAAACAUCCCCCGUCUGAGCCCCCAGUGCCCAUCCCUGCCAGCGCAGAGAGCAGGGAUCCCUGGCGGAGUAUGACAGUGGUGCCCUACCUGGAGGAUUUGCACGGCUACACAGAGGAGGACGACGACGAGCUCUACGAUGGAGAGGAUGAGAUCAUAUACACUCAGGACUUCACAGUGCCAGGUGAGGACAAACUCGCACUGUUAACAGCUGAACUGAAGCCACAUAGUUUUGGGGGUCUUUGGUUAUAUUUCUCCAAAAUUUUGUUUUAGAGAUAAUGGAUGCGGUGUCUUAUUUUAAGACUCACAUUCAUCCUGUUUGACUUUGAGGAGAUAAAGAGCUGUCUUUUUCUCUGCUGUCUCAUUGUCAGCAGCUUCCUCCUCUUCAGUGACAAGACUGUCUCGCUUACAAAUGCGUUGCAGAAAAGACAUUGCAGCUGCAGACCAUCACCUGACUACUUAAUUAUUUCCCAAAACGUUGUUUGAAGACAACAAAAUUCUAUCAGGAAUUAUUUUAUUUAUAAUAUGUAUGUAUAUGUAUAAUAAAAAUCGGUUAAACUGUAUCCAUUUUCAACCAAAGCGUUAGAGUGAGAAAAGAUAGAGUAGUGCUCGGGCAGAAACAGGCGUAGAGAACAAAUCUGAAUCAAAGAAUUAAGCUUCAAAUACAAAAAUCCAAUCCCCAGAGAACCAUCAGAGGAGGCUUGAAGCUAUUUUUGUAGCUGGGUGUGUUCUCUGUCCUGUGUGCGUGCCAUCUUUGACUUACUCUCAGUGAAACUCAUGGUAGAAAACUUUUCAGUGUCUGUUAAUUAUCUUUUUAAUUCUGAUCCAAGUUUAAGGUUUUGUCAUUUAAACAUCGGACUAUGUUUUAUUUUUCACACUAUUUACCUUCUGCAGUCGUUUAAAGUACCACAAUACACCAAACUCCUAAACUGCAAAAGUGCAAAGUAGGGCUGGGUGAAAUGGCCUCAAAUCAAUAUCACAAUAUAUUGAGCAGUUCACCUCGAUAACAAUGAUAACUCCUCCACAAGCUGCUCACCCUCUCCACAUUACUUCAGCUGCUACAACUUUUGAACCGUCCUCCAUCUCCUCACCUGUCUUUCCCUCUUUGUUACGGACUAGAUGGGGUGGAGUCACAUCUCUGACAUAGGACAGCGCCUUAAAGGGACAUGAGACCAUAGCCUACCUACAAACAUCCAAAACCAACUUUUAUUUAUUCAUUUAUUCGACAAAGAAUAUAGAGACAUGGGCAAGAUGACGUCGGUUAUUGUCGUAAAUUUUAGUAUUUGUACAUUUUUUCGGUUUAUCGCCCAGCCCUAGUGCAAAGUAAAGGCAUUCAUAAAUGCUGGUGGAUCUUCUAACUAGAGUUUACAGAGAUGAUUAUUCGGACAUCCCGUUUUUUUUGCUGCUCUGUUAUUCUAAGUUGAUUGUUAGAGAUGCAGCUUUGUAGGCUACACAUUGUUCUACAUGCAACAACAAACAGCUUUGGUCAACAGUGACUUAAUUUUGACUUCAUGUUCAAUUUCAACCUUCAAACGCUUCAGUCUAAUUCCAGGAUCAGGGUUCCUACACAAGUAUGGAAAAUAUGGAAAAGUAUGGAACAAAUUUGAUCAAUUUCCAGGUCAUUAAAAAGCAUGGAAAAUGAAAUAUGGAAAAAUAUGUAUGUUUCCAGACUUUUACCGCAGUUCUAAAAUACUGUCUUCAGAAAUAGAAAAGUAGGUAUUUCAAAAAAUAAUUCUGAAAAGUAUGGAAAUUCCAAAUGUGUAGGAACCCUGCAGGAUGGUAGUAUGAGAGGAGCACAGUUUUUUUCCAGAUGUAUACCGUGAAUGUUGUUGCAGCUAUAAUGUGAUUGCAUAACAAGACAUAUCCUUAGAUGCCUGCUGUAAUAGGACUUCAUGUCCUUUACUCUCAGUGUAAUGUCACAAAAAGCAGAGCUCUUUACAGGAUGUAGAAACUUUUCCAGAUUGCUGCCUGACUUUGGGUUAAAUUUGAUCAAAUCUUGUCUCCCAACUUGUCUUUCUAUCUUUUCCCCCAAAUUCAGAUCCUUUGUCUGUUCCUAGGCAACAGCCAUUUCUAACCCCUGCAGUAGACUGUGUCGGGUAUCAAGAAGCGCUGCCCCACACAAAAACCACACAGAGAUGCAGAAUGUGAAUGAAGUGGUCUAAAAAUAGCCCAGUACAAGAGGUUUUGAUGUGGGAGUCUGAAUGGUUUUUCCAGGAUCCACUCCCACACGCCGCGGGCUGUCGCUCACUUAAUGCUGCAAUAAUAGUGUGUGUGGUAAUAAAGACAAACACCUGCUUGAGCUGGUGUUUUUCUCUCACAGGAAAUUGGUUCUUGCCGUGUAAGGGUUUUUUCUUUUUUUUUUUACAGUGUGGGAAGACAUUUAAAGUUUCAGGCUCAUGCACCUGCGUCUGAAAUUAAAAGCCACAUUAAGGUUCAGGUAGAUUGUUUCAGUCAGCAGGUUUCCUGUUGUUGAGUAUCUCAUGUUUUUUUGUCACGGUUUUAUGACCUGACAUUUUGCUUCUCCUGCGGACUAAUUACCUUUCUAAAGGUCUCCUCGUAAAAACCCAGUUUUCUGCAGCGAUUGUUUAUUUUACAAAUGUUCACGUCCUCAUGUUGAAAACCUGUGUGAGAGCGUGUUCUCAGACAGUAUACCAAAUGUGUUUUCAGGACAAGUGGCCGAAGAAGAUCUGGAUCCGGGGCAUGCGGACCACAGUCCACCACUGUCCAAGCCGGUUUGUGUGAACGGCACAGAGGGGGGAGCUCUAAACAGCAAGGCCAAAGCUGAGCGCAGAUCCUCCUCUUCAUCCAACCCCUCACGUAAAGGAGUCUCCACGGCCAGCAAGAUCCGCAAGCUCUCCACCUGCAAACAGCAAUGA